This is a messenger RNA of Trachemys scripta elegans, 2246 nucleotides long. Its product is annotated as sushi domain-containing protein 6-like. NCBI's taxonomy places the organism in Eukaryota, Metazoa, Chordata, Testudines, Emydidae. The record is from RefSeq and is a predicted model, not a curated record. The transcript has 4 exons. The coding region runs from base 294 to 1088 and encodes 264 amino acids.
GCGGCAUGUGCAGAGUGGGGCAAAACCCAGACCCCACUCCCUGGCAGGAGCUCAAGGGCCGGAUUAAAACAUCUGAAGGGCCAGAUGCGGCCCCCGGGUUUGCCCACCCCUGAACUAAACCCAUUUCUCCAAAGCCAGUGGAUGUGUCCCUCCAGGUUCUGACCCAUAGCUUGAUACUGGGAGGGAGAGAGGUGGUGCUCACUUUGUAAAAUGGAUUAUCAAGUCAUACAGGAUAGUAACAUGUUGGCUUAUUACAGCUGGUUCUGCAGCUCUGGGCAGAGGCUACCGGUGAGAUGGUGAAGGCGCCGGGAUGUCCCGGGCUGCGCCGGCCCUCGGGUUACCUCCCCACGGCUCUGUUCUUCGCGGCGCUCUGCGGCUCUGAUGCUGGCCUCAGGAGGAAAGAUUGCCAGUUCCCGGACCCUUCCGAUCACACUACCUACAGGUGCGCGUCCCCGGCGUGCAAGCUAUCUCUGGGCAGCGGCGCGUUUAAGGCUGGCUCCGUGGUGCAGCAUUUCUGCGAAGCCGGCUACACCCUGGUCGGCCACCCUGGGGUCUCUGUCUGCAAGGGCGGCCAGUGGAGCGUGUUGAAGCCGGUCGUCUGCAAGCCCCUGGAAGGAUCCCCGGUGCCUCACCCCGGCUCGGUCAUCACUGUCUCCUCCAUCCCCAUGGUGGCUGCAGCCUCGGUGACGGCGUCCGCCCUGCUGCUGGUGGCCAUGGUGUGUGUCCUGGUGGGGCCGAAACCCUGCAGCCACAGGUGCUGGAGGUGGUACGAGCCCAUGGAGGAGUCCGAGGUGAGCACCGUCGACAGCUGCCCAGUGCUGCUCCCGUCUUACGAGGAGGCCGUCUAUGGCUCCCAGGGGUGCCCCGUGCCGCCCGCUCCCCACACGCCGACGCCCCUCAUCCUCUCCAGGGGCCUGGUCCUCCCAUCGGAAACAGCCGAGCCCUGGUGGAGUCCGGAGGCCGCCACCCCGCCCCCUUCCUACCAGGAGAGCCAAGCGGCAGCUGCGGGCGGCCCCGGCCUGGCCCGGCCCACGGCGCCCCCUGCCCGGUUCCUGUUCCCUGGGGCUGCAAAGGACCCACGCAGGUAGCCGGGGGACUGGGGGUCCCCGGCAGGGCCCCGACACUACAGCAGAGACGCCUCAUUUGAAGCACACGCAGCCUGCUCCAUCUUUUAACUUGCUGGGUGGGGGGGAGAGGACCAUUCCCCCCCUCCCCAGUUACUCAGCAUCUCGUGAAGCUGAUGGGACCGAAGCAGCCCCCCUCGGAGGGGUGUGUGCAGCCUUCCGCCUGGAUGGGGGCCCCCGGGGCUGAGGGACCGGCCUUCUGCCCCCCCCCCAAGCUAACGGCUCUGUCUCCGAGGGGCCGACCUUUGCCAGCCAGCUGGUAGCCGGCGGCUCAGCGUGUUCUGACCUCUCUGCACUGCCGCCCCGUGGGAUCCCACUUUUCCCUGCCCCCCCACUCCCACCAGGGUGUCAGUUCCCAGCAGAGCCGUCCAGGGUUAACUCAGGGUAGGCUGCCACCUCCCUCCAGCUGUGAGGAUGGGGUGGGGGGGCAGAUCCCCCCCCCCCCCAGGUUCCUAAUGCUCUGGCGGACAUCCCCUGGGCUUGUUCCAUUCUUGGGGGGGCCUCCCCUGUGGUCAGCAACUUCCCCCCACCCCCCAAAAAGAGACCCUGCUCCCCCCAGCUUUCCUGUGCUCCCCUCCCCCCCCCCCCGCCACCGUCCGUGGGUCCCUGCUGCCCCCUGCUGGAAGGAAGGAGCCCUGCCCUGUGUGUGUGUGUCUGGGUCCCCAUCUAUGACCUUACUGGAGGGGGUGAGCCCUGCCCCCCCCCUCCCAUGUCCGUCUAUCCAGCUCCAUGCACUUUGUGUGUGUGUGUGUGUGUGUGUGUGUGUGUGCGCAGUUGCACCCACAUCCCAGUUGGGGGUGCCAUAGGUGUGGUUUAAAUAGCUGCACCCCGCCUCCCUAGCGCUCCCCUGGGCGGGUGGCUCUUGUCUCCUUCCCCCUCCCUGUUCCUGCCCUUCCCACCCCCAUCACCCGUGCUCCCUGGCUUGGCUACAGGGGGGUGAGCUGGCACCCCUGGUGGGGGGAGCGGAGCGCGGGGGGAAGCGGCUGCAGGUUUGAAUCCCGGCUGCCCCCCAGGCCCAUCCCACACAACAACCGCUGGGUCCUUGGCGGGUGCUGGGCAGGGGUGAAUCUUGGGCUAUUCCUCGACGGGGGGCCUGGCUUCCUGUCUCUUUCCCCCCCCCCC